This is a messenger RNA of Oikopleura dioica, 1263 nucleotides long. The record is from the annotation of a GenBank genome assembly. NCBI's taxonomy places the organism in Eukaryota, Metazoa, Chordata, Appendicularia, Copelata, Oikopleuridae.
AUGAAGAAGAUCGAAAGCUUGGGCAAGCUCAAAAAGAAAUGGGAAGAUAAUCUUGAUGAAGUGAUUCAAUUCUGGUCGAAGAAUUCCAUUGACGAAGAGUAUGGUGGCUAUUUUACCUGUAUCGACGCGAAAGGCACUGUACUUGACAAAACAAAAAUAGUUCUGACUUUCUCUAUUCCAGAAAAAGAGCCAACCAAACAGGGUCGUCAAGUGUGGACUUUCUCAAGACUUUAUAUCGAUUCAGGCAACAUGGACUUCUUUGCCGUCGCUUAUACUGGCUACAAAUUCAUGCACAAAGCAAAGGCCGCCGACGGAACUUUGUUUUUUUCAACGACUCAAUCUGGAGAGCAUUUGCAUUUUCAGCGCAAGCCUUACGCUGCGGUUUUCUAUUCAAUGGGUCUCUUAGAGUUCUCCAAGGCAGUUUUGAAGCUGCCAAAGGAUCAUGAAAUGAAGUCCAAACUUGAUGCGAAGAAGAUAAAGGCGGAAGCUGAAGUUUACUAUGAUAAACUUCGAGCUUGGAUGGCGGAUCCGACCCUCAUCGGAGGCCAGGCAGCGGAUCGAAAUACAAGCAAAUUGGGCGAUGUUAUGUGCAUUUGUGGACUUGCUGUUGAUUUCUAUGAGGACGAAACUGAUGAGACCAAAAAGUCCAAAUACAUGGACAUCAUGAAGGAUGCAGCGAAAACGGCAAAGCUUCAUUACUCGACAGAGCAUAAAGUUUUCAUGGAAAACGCACUCCUUGAAAAAGGACUGGAUUUUUCCACUCCAGCUGGGCGAUUGUGUAAUCCAGGCCAUUCAAUUGAGGUGUCCUGGUUCUUGCUUCAUCUGAACAAGUAUAUUCACGAUGAAAGACUUCAAGUAAUCGCCCUUGAAGGCCUCUUAGGGACUCUAGACUUAGGCUACGACAAGAAACAUGGAGGCAUAACCUACAUGCUUGAUAUUCUCAACAUGCCAUUGAUGGAUGCAACUGUAACAGCUGAGAAUAAACUCUGGUGGCCGAUGUCUGAAGCUCUUUACGCAACAAUUCUAGCUUUUGAGCACACAAAUGAUACAGUGUUUUACGAUUGGUGCUUGAAAUUGUGGGAAUGCAUCGAAGACAAGUUCAUCGAUAAAGUCAACGGAGGUGAUUGGUUUGGCUAUCUUCGAAAAGAUUGCACCGUCUUUAACCAGCUAAAGGGUGGCAACUACAAGGGAUGCUUUCAUGUUCCACGAGCGCUGAUUUACUCAAUUUCCUCUGCUGAUCGAAUUAUCAAAGCUUCGCAAUAA